GUAUGCAGUGUAGCGUAAUACGUGUGUUUGUCGUAGAGUAGGGCGAGGGAUCCACUGUUCUGUGGACCCGAUUUAUAACAAAAUGGAGUGUCUUCUUGGAGUAUUUUUAUCCAUGCUGACAUUUGUGAAUUUCUCAAAGUGUUCCAUACCAAGUUUGAGGAAGCAUGAUUCACCAUUCAAGAAAAACACGAUUCUAUUUGGUCGAAAUGUGUCGUGCUCCCCAGACUUCGAGAAAGGCAUGUUUCCAUUCAAAACGUACACAUGUGCAGACAUCAGAGUGGACGGGCUGCGACUAGCCUAUGGAUACUAUGACGGUAUGGGAGUCAGUGAAAGGUGUCAGGAGACUGGCGGGAAGCACGAAUUUGCCGAGCUCUGUCGGAGAUUGCUCUUCCACAUGGAAGGAGACGUCCCGCUACAUUCCGUCUAUGUCCCCAAAGCUUCGUGCGAGAAACUGGCCGAGCCACGAGUCAUACUGACGCGGACGGAAAAGGGAUACAAGUGGAAGGACAUGGGUCACGGCAACGGUUACGUCCUCAAGUUACAGUGCUCCAUUAAGCAGAGGGCUGGCUUGUAACCGCGUGAACCCUGUAACCGUGGCCGCAGUACAUGUAUAAACACCCUACAGUUGUGUCCUCAAGUUACAGUGUUCCAUUAAACAGACGGUGGAAUUGUGACCCUUUGACCUUGUGACCCUGUAACCAUGGCUGCAGUACAUGUAUAAGCAUCCUACAGUUAUCCUCAAGUUACAGUGUUCCAUUAAACAGACGGUGGGUUUGUAACCUUGUGACCCUGUGACCCUAUAACCAUGGCUGCAGUACAUGUAUAAUGAUACAUCCUCCGGUUGCAGUGUUCCUUUAAGCAGACGGCUGGCUUGUGACCUGUAACCAUGGCUGCAGUACAUGUAUGAUACAUCCUCAAGUUGCAGUGUUCCAUUAAGCAGACGGCUGGCUUGUGACCUUGUGACCCUGUAACCACGGUUGCAGUACAUGUAUGAUACAUCCUCCACUUGCAGUGUUCCAUUAAGCAGACGGCUGGCUUUAAUUUUAAAAAGUUCAACAAUAACUGCUAAUCAAUGUUCAAUGGACAAGAAAUAUCGCCAAUCAAUAUUUUCAAAACAAACUGUUCACUGUUGUAACCUUGUGACCCUGUAACCAUGGCUGCAGUAUCUCCAUGUGAAUUAUUUCAUGAUUUCUGGAGAAAGAUGAUGGAUGAAACCGUCCUGUGUGUUAUUAAUGUCUCCGAACAGUGUAGAUGUAUGUAAAAUAGCCUUUCUUGUUGUCCGGUGGAAGUAGCCUAUGUGUAUGUAAAAUAAAUCUUCUUACUAAUGGUA
Gigantopelta aegis is the source of this 1330-nucleotide messenger RNA. RefSeq lists its product as uncharacterized. The record is from RefSeq and is a predicted model, not a curated record. Bases 83 to 574 code for a protein of 163 amino acids. NCBI's taxonomy places the organism in Eukaryota, Metazoa, Mollusca, Gastropoda, Neomphalida, Peltospiridae. The transcript is spliced from 4 exons.